Molecule: messenger RNA, 2093 nt
Organism: Stegostoma tigrinum
Lineage: Eukaryota; Metazoa; Chordata; Chondrichthyes; Orectolobiformes; Stegostomatidae
Product: CAP-Gly domain-containing linker protein 1-like
Exons: 7
Coding region: 464-1435 (323 amino acids)
Source: RefSeq, a predicted model, not a curated record
GUGAGGUAGUAGAAGGGGGUCGGUGUCUGUCGCUAUGGUAACUCAUCGCCCAGCUGCGGGACAAGUCGGAGAGACCCUCAGAUAAUUAGUGCAAUGUCUGGACAGCAGCCGCAGCCGGAAUACCAAUCCUCUGGUAACCAGAAGUACUUCUGGAAAUGUUUAUCUGAAUUGCCGGGAGAAGUUUCAACCAGCUUGUUUGUACUAUCGGGAUACAAUAAUGUGUAGCCAUUGAUGGUUUAUAUUAAUCGGACCGGCGCUUCCAUCGGACGAGAUUACUGCACCAGCUGUGGAAAUAUUAGAGUGUAAAACUGGUUAUUUUUCAAAUUGGAAAGUUGAUUUGUCGCUUCCUUUCCAGAAAAUUUGAGAACCCCCAAUAGGAAAUCUUCGAAGAGGGUCAGUCCGGCACCUGAUUUCAGAUGCUCAUUCCAGUGAAAAGAAAUUAUUAACAGAGGAACUGGUUCAAAUGAAGAAACUGAAGGAAGUUGCCAACCAGGAUAUGGCUUACAAGAAACAGGAGCUGGAAACUACUAUUGCUGCUGUAACAGAUGAAGCCCAUCAAGUCCGGUCACACAAAAUGCAGCUUAAUCAGCAUGUUGACAAGCACCAGGCUGCAGAGGUUAAGCUUGAAGAAAAGACAUCGGAGUUAUUAAAGACUCAUGUUGCCCUUCAUCAACUUGAAGAGAACUACUACACCAGAACUGCAUUAAUGCAAGAAAACAUUGCCAAAGAACUGAGGGAUGAAAUCAGCAGUUUACAACAAAAGCUGAGGGACAAAGAGUUGUUGGUGGAGGAAGACAAGUUUCUCAGAAACAAAGUGGCUGAGGACUGUGGUCGCUUGAUAAAGGAAAAUGCCCUUUUGCACUCUCAUGUACUGGAACUAACUAAAGAGCUGGAAAGGGUUCAAGCACUUAGUGAUGAGAAGAAUUCUAAGCAUUCAACCAAUGUCAUGCAGUUGACUUCUCUCAAAGAGCAAGAGACACAGCUUGAAAUGGAAUUGUCUCAUUUAAAGAGAAUGAUGAAGGAAGAGGAGAAGAAGGUUUUCACUGCUAUGGAACAGUUGCAGCAUCUAGAACAAGGGAAAAGCUCCGUCAAACUGAAUGGAUUGUCACUCUGGAAUCAACUGGCUGCACUGGAGAAUUGCCAAUCUAAUAUUAAGCUGGAAAACACCCAGUUAAAGAGAGAGAAAGCCAGUCUAGUUGAGCAUAUCUCUGAAUUAAAGAAACAGAUUUUUGAAAAAGAUGAUGAAAUUCUUCUCAUGAAAGGACAUAUUCAUAGACUGGCUCAGGAUCUAAACCAUCUGAAAUCCCAACUCAAGAUGGAAAGAUCCCUGCAUUCAGACAGUUGGGAAGAGAUUUCUAGCAUUGCUGAUACCAUGAAACAAGUAGCAAAUACAAUGAACAAAAGGAAUGUAAACCAUACUUCAAAACAUUUCUAAUUUUACAGAACAAUUGUAUGGAGUGAUCUUUGUGUAAAGUCUGAAAAAUCAGUUGCCGGUGGGUGCAUGCGGGCAAUGUAGUAUUCAAUCCUGAGACUCAAUGAAGAGGAGUAACUGGUAUAAACAUUUCCAAAUUUGCAGCAUACAUAUUAAGGUGAUUUUUAAAAUAGUGUUUCAUAUCAAGAAAGAUCAAAUAAAACUUUUCCAAACACAGAAAUAUGUCAAAUUUAAAAACUGUAAAUUCAACACGGUUUAGUUGAGCAAUAAAUACUUGGUAAUUUACUGCCCGGGACAUGGCAAAUAACUGAUCUGAAGUUUUAAAUAGUUUGUGAGAUCAUAUAGCUAUACUAUGUAAACUGUCAUUUUUAGUACUGGGAUUGAAAGAAAUAUUUGCAAAAGCAGGAAAAAUAAUUCAAAGUAUUGCUCUGAUUUUGAGAAUUUCAUUACAUUGUUGAUAGCUUCCAACCCAGUAUCUUUUCCAUCACAAGGUUUUACUGCUUUUACCUCUUAUGUGGAGGUGCUGGUUUCAGACCAGUGUGGACAAAGUCAGAAGUCACACAACACCAGAUUAUAAUCCAACAGGUUUAUUUGAAAUCACAAGCUUUCAGAGCAGAGAGAUAGUAGGGACUGCCAAUGUUGGAGAAUCUGAGAUAGCAAG